Molecule: messenger RNA, 1092 nt
Organism: Penicilliopsis zonata CBS 506.65
Lineage: Eukaryota; Fungi; Ascomycota; Eurotiomycetes; Eurotiales; Aspergillaceae
Exons: 2
Coding region: 1-1092 (363 amino acids)
Cellular component (GO): mitochondrion
Molecular function (GO): oxidoreductase activity
Source: RefSeq, a predicted model, not a curated record
AUGUCAGACUCGAUAGCAAACGUGCCCUCCACCAUGAGGGCAUGGAUAUACUCCCAAAAAGGGCGUCCGUCGCAAGUCAUCCGGCUCGACCCGGCCUUUCCAGCGCCAUCGGUAUCUAGUUUGCAGGCUGGGGAGGUGCUCGUCAAGAUCACGCAUGCGACCUUCAACGCCGGCAACACGCUGCUCAUGCAAGCGUUACCGACAUUCCUCCGGAAGAUGCCAGCCAUCCCGGAGAUGGAGUUCUGCGGCACGAUCCUCGCGGCGGGAUCCAAUAUAGCAUCUUCGCGACCAGAGCUGGCGGUGGGUACUGUCGUGAUUGGGAUGUGUCCGUUGGGCGAGAUGUUCAGAAAGGGCCGUGGCGUGCUAGCGGAGUACUUGGCGACGACCGCAGAGGCGGUAGUUUCUAUUCCUCGCGGGAUCUCGACAACAGAGGCCGCUGGAAUCGGGGGUGUGGGAUGCACCGCCCUACAGGUGACAGAUCUUCUCGGCCUGAAACGAGGCCAGUCAGUCCUCGUCAACGGCGGUAGCGCCGGUAGCGGCGUGAUGAUGGUUCAGGUGGCCAAGUACCUAGUUGGUGAAACCGGCCGCGUCGUCGCGACGUGCUCUGCCGCAAACGCAGAACUGGUCAGAAGCAUCGGUGCCGACGAGGUCAUUGACUAUCGGGUAAACCAUCCGUUGUACGACUAUCUAAUCACACACUACGCUACACAGCGGUUCGACGCUAUCAUCGACUGCAUCGGCAUCCAGGAGCUGUACCUCCAUUCACCGGCAUACCUGUGUGAGGGUGGGAAGUAUCUCAAUAUCGGCGCGUACGCUACCAAAACGACUCUUGCGGGCGUAUUUCAAUGGACUUGGAAUCAAUACGCGAAUCGGUUCUGUCCGGUCUGGCUGGGUGGGAUUCCUCGCUGGUACAUGUUCUACAGCGCAACGCCAGACGUCCCGACGCUGAACCGAGUCCGGCAAAUGGUGGAAGAGGGUCACUUGAAACAGGUGGUCGACUCUGUCUGGGAGAUGGAGGAUGUGAAAAAGGCAUAUGAACGCAUGGAAAGCAAGCGAACAAGGGGGAAAAUCAUCAUCCAUAUCCAAGACUGA